Messenger RNA from Linepithema humile (Argentine ant), 2166 nucleotides. RefSeq lists its product as uncharacterized. NCBI's taxonomy places the organism in Eukaryota, Metazoa, Arthropoda, Insecta, Hymenoptera, Formicidae. The record is from RefSeq and is a predicted model, not a curated record.
CGUUGUCGCAAUGCCGCCGGCGAUAACGUUUUGUCUACUGAUAUUGACGUUGACAGCGGCGAAGAAUACAAUAGACAUGUACAAAAGAAGCUACACAACGGAGAGUGAAAAUUUGAGGAUUAUUUUAAAUUACAUUCGCAGCAAACAGGAAUAUUAUCCAAUGAUAUUUGCCCUCGUUUCUUCCGACGCUCAGUCUAAGUUCACGGAUUUCCUAUCAAAAUAUAUGGCGAGCGAAUCGAUCGUGAGUUACAAAAUCACGACGAGCGACUUCUCGCAAAAGUACACAUGGCAGAAUCGUGUUGAUCUCACCUGGAUUUUCAUCGUCGAUAGUAUUGACAUUCUGAACUCUCUCGUGUACGAGCAAAGCCAUAUCUGGAAGGCCACUAAUCAAUAUCUAGCAAUCAUCGCUACGCCGAACGCGGCAAUUUCGCCGCGGGAGAUUUUUCAGACGAUCUGGAGGAACUACAAUGUCCACAGGAUCAUCGUAAUCUCGAUACGAGAUGACUUUCGAUGUCUCAGCAGAUAUUUGCCGUUCGAUAAGAAUCAACGCGACGAAUACGGCAUCGUGCGCAAGAUCUGCUUAAUGAAUCAGGAGAGCAACGUCGAGCUCUACGACAAUUUGAGAAACCUAAACGGGUAUCCUAUAAAAGUGAUCGUGUUCCAGUCGCUGAUGAUGGACGUCGCGUUGGACGAGAGCACGGGGAAGUACAGAUAUGACAAGCUGGACGCGCGGGCGAUGUCACUGCUGGAGAAGACGAUGAGCGCCGAAUUUCGCAUCAACGUGCUCACCAACUUCACUCACAACGCCGAUCCCUUUCACAACUCUCUCAGGUACAUCGAAAACGGCGAGUCGGAGAUGAUCAUCACCAGCUUCUUCAUUCAUAAAUACGAGUACAGGAAGUACGAGUUCACGGCGAGUGUCUACGAGGACAAGCUCUGCCUGAUCGCGCCCACCACGGGCUUCGUGCCGAAGUCGUACAUGCCGAUAAUGCCAUUCGCGGUUGACCUGUGGCUGGCCCUCGCGGUGUACAACGUUCUCAUGUCGAUUCUGUGGUUCCUCGUCAAGUACUACAGCGAAUCGUUCCGCCAGCAGGAGGCGAUUCUUCUUCCCCUGAUGAGAACGCCGGUUCUCGCACAACGAACGGACUCAUCACCCAGGACGCAUCCUCACGUCUCGUCGUGCUUCCACCUCGUCGAGACUUCCUGUUACCCGUUGCAAGAGGACGGCGGCAGCGGCACGACCGCUCAGAGAGUUCUUUUAUUUGGCACACUCUUCUUCGGGCUCAUCAUUAUCAAUCUCUAUCAGAGCAUUCUCGUGUCCACUCUGAGCGAUCCGCCUCAUUACCCCGAGCUGGACACCCUGGAAGACGUCGCCAACUCGAACUUCACAAUUAUCACCAAGUAUCGGAACUUGAGGGAGCACACGUUCAAGGGGAACAGCACUCUGGACAACAAGCUGCACAGCAAGUGCGAGGUGAUCGUGUCGAAGAGACCGACGAACGACAUGGUGGCAUUCGGCCCUGAGAAGGUGAUCGCCAUCAGCCGUUACGCCUCAUUCAUGCUGGACAACAUGAGCAGCUAUUAUGAUGCGGACGGCAACGAUCUGCUUCACAUCAUUGACGAGUGUCCGACUACCUAUCUAUUGUCCUACGUGAUGAGACUCUAUUCACCGUAUCGUGAGAGGAUCGACUGGUUGCUGCUGCGGAUGCAAGAAGCCGGCCUCGUGAAAAUGUGGUACGACGACAUGGUGUAUCCGAUGCACGUGGCCGAGCAAAAGAGGAAGAUGGACAAAAGCGAGAGGAGGAUCAAACUUACGAUGGAGCAUUACUCCCUCACGUUCGCCGGACUUUCCAUCGGCUUACUUUCUUGCUCCAUCAUAUUCCUCGCGGAGCUUUAUUUCGCUAAGAGAUCCCAAUCUCGCCGCUGAGAGCGUAAGAAGCCGGAACAAUGGAAGAAGAUCGUUUCCUCUCGCAUUACGGACGCGUAAACAUUUCAGUGCGAGUCAGAGGCUUGCAAAAUCAAUCAUUCGCUUUAUUCGAGUUUGUCAUCGUGAAAUUUCUUGCGAAUUAAUUACAGUAGACUUGAUAUCUAAUAAAUCGGCAAUAUCGUCGCGUGACAAUAUUGGACUUAGCAAUAUUAUAAUCUCGAUCAACACAGCUGUUUCGC